This is a messenger RNA of Cuscuta epithymum, 689 nucleotides long. The record is from the annotation of a GenBank genome assembly. Lineage: Eukaryota; Viridiplantae; Streptophyta; Magnoliopsida; Solanales; Convolvulaceae.
CUUGCAAAUAGUCAAGCGUGAACUUGAUACAAUAUCAAAGGGUCACUACACAUACCACAAGUCAGCAGAAGAAGAAAACAUUGUGCGUGAAAUAAUAGGUUCUAACAACUUUAGCCUGCACUGGAGCAAGGCAGACUUUGUGUACCUUCCUCUGAAUACUGGACAUCAUUGGGUCUUGUUAGUGCUUGAUAUCAAGCAGAGAAAAGUAAGGGUGUACAACUCCAAUGCCAGAAAAGGUGAUUCACUGAGGGAUAUCAGAUCCUAUAUUCCAAGCAUAACAGUGCUCCUACCCAAACUAAUGGAUUAUCAUCAAGUGUACGCAUUGAUGGGUGAAGAGCCUAUGGGCGAAAGGUUUUUGGAAGUCGAGCCUGUAGAAGAAUGUCCACAGCAAGAUGAUGGGGGAAACUGUGGAAUGUACAUGUUGAAGAUUGCAGAAUUUCUAAUGAUAGGGAUGGACAUGGAUGCCAUAUAUCCUGAAGCAAUACCAUUCUUUAGGCAAAAAAUGGCAACUGAGUUGAUACUAUAUAGCGAGAGAAGGCAGUGUCAGAAAGAAUGAAGUGAUGCUUUAGAGACAAUGAUGCUUUUGUUGGAAGACUAUUUCAUAUGUACUAGUACUUUUAAUAUCAUGGCAUGACAUCAAGUACAUUUGUUUGGGAACUUAUGCUUAUCCUUUCUUAUUAUUUUCGAAC